Orbicella faveolata is the source of this 1081-nucleotide messenger RNA. RefSeq names its product polyubiquitin-C. Lineage: Eukaryota; Metazoa; Cnidaria; Anthozoa; Scleractinia; Merulinidae. The record is from RefSeq and is a predicted model, not a curated record. Gene Ontology annotation, molecular function: protein binding.
GCCAUUGCGUUUGAGAAAUUCAACAGCACUAGAGUUUACGUCGUUUAUUAGGCGAAAAAAGCCCGCUUACACAUCGAAAUUCAUCAUGCAGAUCUUCGUGAAGACUCUGACCGGUAAAACUAUCACUCUUGAAGUUGAACCAAGCGACAGUAUCGAGAAUGUGAAGACGAAGAUUCAAGACAAAGAAGGCAUCCCACCCGAUCAACAGCGUCUCAUUUUCGCUGGCAAACAACUUGAAGAUGGCCGUACUCUGAGUGAUUAUAACAUUCAGAAAGAGUCCACUCUUCACCUUGUUCUUCGCUUGAGGGGUGGAAUGCAGAUUUUCGUUAAGACUUUGACCGGAAAGACCAUCACGCUUGAAGUUGAGCCGAGCGACUCCAUUGAGAAUGUGAAGACAAAGAUCCAAGACAAAGAAGGCAUCCCUCCCGACCAACAGAGACUGAUCUUCGCUGGCAAGCAAUUGGAAGAUGGUCGCACUCUUAGCGACUACAAUAUUCAGAAGGAGUCGACCCUUCAUCUGGUGUUGCGUCUCCGUGGCGGUAUGCAGAUCUUCGUGAAAACCCUGACCGGCAAAACCAUCACGCUUGAAGUCGAGCCAAGCGACUCCAUUGAAAAUGUGAAGACGAAGAUCCAGGACAAAGAAGGUAUCCCCCCAGACCAGCAGAGGUUGAUCUUCGCCGGAAAGCAGUUGGAAGAUGGUCGCACUCUCAGCGACUACAACAUUCAAAAAGAGUCCACUCUUCACCUUGUUCUUCGUCUGAGAGGUGGAAUGCAGAUUUUCGUGAAGACUCUGACCGGAAAGACCAUCACGCUCGAAGUCGAGCCGAGCGACUCCAUUGAAAAUGUGAAGACAAAGAUUCAAGACAAAGAAGGCAUUCCCCCAGACCAACAGAGGCUGAUCUUCGCCGGAAAGCAGUUGGAAGAUGGUCGCACUCUUAGCGACUACAAUAUUCAGAAGGAGUCGACCCUUCAUCUGGUUUUGCGUCUCCGUGGCGGUAUGCAGAUCUUCGUCAAGAAAUCACUUGUAACCCCUGCAGGCAUAACUGAGGGAAAUUGGGCCUUGGUAGCCUUGGUAGUGUGA